Molecule: messenger RNA, 2463 nt
Organism: Salarias fasciatus (jewelled blenny)
Lineage: Eukaryota; Metazoa; Chordata; Actinopteri; Blenniiformes; Blenniidae
Product: nesprin-1-like
Exons: 16
Molecular function (GO): protein binding
Source: RefSeq, a predicted model, not a curated record
CUCCAUGUCCCCCGUGUCCUCAGCUCCAUGUCCUCAACUCCAUGUCCCCCAUCUCCAUGUCCCCCAUGUCCUCCCCCCGUGUCCUCAGCUCCAUGUCCCCCGUGUCCUCAGCUCCAUGUCCUCAACUCCAUGUCCCCCAUGUCCUCAGCUCCAUGUCCCCCAUGUCCUCCCCCCGUGUCCUCAGCUCCAUGUCCCCCCUCCAUGUCCUCAGCUCCAUGUCCCCCAUGUCUUCAGCUCCAUGUCCCCCGUGUCCUCAGCUCCAUCUCCAUGUCCUCAGCUCCAUGUCCCCCAUGUCUUCAGCUCCAUGUCCCCCGUGUCCUCAGCUCCAUGCCCUGGUGUCCCUGGUGAGCGGCUUCCAGGACCAGCUGAGCGUCCUGGAGACGCAGGCGUCCCAGCUGCAGCUGGUCGGCAGCGACGCGUCCAAGGCGUCCCUCAGCCGGUCCAUGAGCACCGUGUGGCAGCGCUGGACCCGGCUCCGCGGCGUGGCCCGGGACCAGGAGCGGGUCCUGGAGGACACGGCCCGGGACUGGAGGACCUUCAGGGAGAAGGUGCUGAAGGUGCAGGCGGUCUCGGAGGAGCUGCGGACCCGGUUCCCGGACGUGGCGGUGGAGAAGGCGUCCAAGGCGGCGCUGCAGGCGCUGCUGGAGCAGCUGGACCUGCUGGUCCAGGACCUGGAGCGGGAGCUGUCGGCGCUGGCGCUGCUGCGGAGCUACGCCCUGAGCCUGCUGCAGGGGGUGGAGGUCCCGUCCCCCACGGAGCAGCAGGACCCGCCCGGCCUCAGGGACAUCCGGGCCGUCCAGGACCAGAUGGAGAGCCUCCUGACCCAGACCAGGACCAAGCGGAACCAGGCGGCCCAGGAGCUCCGGGACCGGGAGGAGGUGGAGAAGGAGCUGAGUGUGGUGAAGUCCUGGAUCCAGGAGACCCGGGACCUGCUGCUCAACCCCAGCCCGGACAUCCAGGCCGUCCUGCAGGAGCUGGAGGUGGUGCACGCGGACGUGGUCUCGCGCCGGCAGAACGUGGACCGCCUGGCGGAGCAGCAGCAGACCAAGUACCUGGACCUGUUCACCAUCCUGCCCUCCGAGAUCUCCAUGCAGCUGGCCGAGGUGUCCCUGGCCCUGGGCGCCAUCGAGGACCAGGUCCUGUCCAAGGAGAGGGAGACCCAGAGGACCAGGGAGGUCCAGGAGCAUCUGGCGUCCCGGAUGCAGGACCUGUCUGAGAGGCUGAGGACGGCGUCCAGCAGGCUGAAGGACAGGUGUCCUGACGUGGACCAGGCCCGGGACGACGUCAAGACCGUGCUGGAGGACCUGGACGCCUGUGGACGGACGCUGGCGGAGCUGGACGCCGCCGUCCAGGACCUGGGACGCAGGAGCCCCCUGCUGGCCAAGCAGCUCGGCGGCGCCCUCGGCAGGCUGUCGGAGACGCAGCACCAGACGGUCCGGCUGGCCGAGGGACGCCACAACUGGCUCAAGAAGGCCGUCUGCUACCUGGACGAGUACUCCGAGAUGCGGGACUCGCUGGUCCGGUGGACGGAGAAGGCCCGCAGCCUGCUGGGGACGAGCGUCCUCUGGACGUCCUCGCUCCACCUGACGGAGCAGAUCCGCCUGCACCAGGCCGUCCUGCGGGAGUCCCGGGACGUCCCCGGAGACCUGGAGUCCAUGGCCCAGAAGGUGGAGCUGCUGUCCGACGUCCUGCAGGUGGAGCCGCUGAGUCAGCAGCUGGCGGAGCUGAGCCGGCGGUCCGAGGAGCUGCGGGACGGCCUGGGGACACGGCUGCAGGGCCUGCAGGACGCCCACAAGACGAUGGAGGCUCUGGAGGUGGAGGUGAAGGCGCUGCACUCGGCGCUGCAGCAGGUCCGGGACACCCUGACGUCCCCCGAGCUGUCCCAGCAGGGCCUGAAGGAGCAGCUGGUCCAGAGACAGCGCCUGCUGGCGGACAUGGACGUCCUGAAGCAGCAGGUCCAGGCGGUCCAGCGCUGCCAGGCCGUCCUGCAGGUCCCGGAGGACGUCCUGCCCCGGCUGUCCCUCUGCAGGACGGCGCUGCGCCUGCAGCAGGACGCCAGCCAGCUGCAGCACGUGGCCAUCCAGCAGUGCAACAUCCUGCAGGAGGCGCUGGUCCAGUAUGAGCAGUAUGAGCAGGAGGUCCGGGACCUGCAGGGCCGGAUCGAGGAGGCUCACCGGGCCAUCCAGGACCGGCCCGGUCCGUCCAGCAACAUCCAGGAGCUGCAGGCGCAGAUCCUGCACCACGAGGAGCUGGCCCAGAGGAUCAAGGGCUACCAGGACCAGAUGGCGUCUCUGAACUCGAAGCUCCGGAUGCUGGCCGUGACGGCCAAACACGCCGCCCUGCUGCUGACCGUCGGCCGGGUGGAGGCCCUCCCCGAGGACCCGGACCAGGACCAGGACCAGGACCAGGACCAGGACCCGGACCAGGACCAGGACCAGGACCAGUACCCGGACCCGAAACCCC